Exophiala oligosperma is the source of this 3298-nucleotide messenger RNA. RefSeq lists its product as hypothetical. Bases 1497 to 2432 code for a protein of 311 amino acids. Lineage: Eukaryota; Fungi; Ascomycota; Eurotiomycetes; Chaetothyriales; Herpotrichiellaceae. The record is from RefSeq and is a predicted model, not a curated record. The transcript is spliced from 2 exons.
AACGAGGGUCUAACCACAUGGAUCAGUUCGCUGACACUGCCCAUGCAACCCUCCCAUGGUUGGCCUUGAUUCGUUCCUCUCGCCUUUCUCGAAACCCGGCUUCUCACCUUCUACGAGUACCACUCCCCCCAACUUUCUCUCUCUCGGUGUCUGUACGGAGUAUCUUUUACUCGUACUAGCUUUGCGCUCCAUCCACAUCCUAUUUGUAAUGGUUACUGUGGUGGGAGUCCUUGUACCUUGGAUCACCCUCAAAACCCACCUUCUACGCGCCAGGCCAACCUAGGCAUGUACUUGCACUGGCCUCGAUCGCACACCUCGCGACCAUGCACUCUACCUUGUCGUCCGCAUGUACUCUGUCCCGGCGAUAAGUGACCGUCCCAGAGCUCGGUCUGGCGCAUCGACGAUUUCCCCGUCUUGUUGCUGCCUCUGCUACUUAUCGCGAGCUUGCCACCGCCACGCCAGUCUUGCUGACAGAUUGCCGUGAACUCGAUGCGGCCGUCCAGGACGCGCCUGCAACCCGAGGAAAGGAUUCGAAGUUGGUGGGCGAUUGAUCGGAGGAGGUGAUGGCCCCUGGACCACGCAGCCCGAGCAUUCUCGAUCAUGUGAAUCCGGAAACGCCAGGACCCCAGGUCCUCCCACCACUGUCCCGCGUGACGAGCGCGCCAGAAACACGGCACCCCGAAGAACCAUAUCCUGCCUUCACCGAUCGGAUCCCUCUCAAGCGCAGCUCGCCCAUGGAUCGAGCCUACGAAAGUCCCCGGAACACCUCCUGGACAUCGCCGAGCACUUCUUGGUCACGCAGGAAUUCGAGUCCACGAGGUGCUUGGGGAGAGCCACCGGACAAAAAGGCGCGGUUGGAAUAUGUGCCCGAGCUGGAGGAAGAAGAGGUGGAAGCGUGCCGGCGAAAAACAGACUAUACGGUAUGUUGGUCCUACGGCUACAGUGCCUUAAGCAGCGUCGAGAUGUGUGACUGACGUGGGCUUUGCGGGCAGGCCAGUUCUUAUAUUUAUCCGCCCGACCAGCUGCCGCCGCCACCACCACUGGCAUCCUCUCGAACAGGUUCUCGGUCUUCGUUCGGAAGUUGCGGAAACUGUUCAGACUCGGAUUCUCUAUUGGCGGACCUGGUGACAGGUUUUUUCGAUCUGCAGUCUCAGGUCUGCCAAGUGCUCAAUCUCCCGCUGCAGCAGCGGAAUGCAGGACAGCAGGCAAAGCUCGAGUUGACUAAGCUAGGCCUGAAACAGUCACUUGCAUGGGCCAUCGCCGAGUUACGGCAUACGAUUCGUCUUGUCCAGGAUCAUUCAAGCAGUCGCCCAGGAUUGCCCUCUUUGUCCGACGUGGUGCCGCCGCCCUUGGGACACGAUAUACGACGGCACUCAGUCCAUGGCGAGUCGUCGACCGCUCCCACAUCUAUAAAGGAUUCACGCCGCAUACCUCUCCAUCUAGAACCUCCCCGAGGUGACGAUUUCUCUCGCAGACCUGUCGACCUCGCAGAUCCAAUGCCUCGACACUUUGACCAGUCUCUUCCCUCUAUUCUACACGGCGAAGAGCCCAGACGUGCUCAGCCCUACGACCAGAUCGUGCCCCCUUUGACCGGUCAGUCGCCACAUCCCUCCUCGACAUCCUCGCUGUUUACGGCUCAGUCCCCUAUCCAGUCUCAACCCUCGACCAGAACUCUACCUUCCCCUCCAGGUGGGCCGUACCCCAGGACAGCCAGCUCUGGUUCCGCUCAGUACUCGCCCAUCACCUCUCAGACGCCGCAAGGCAGUCAUCUGCAGGAUCUCCAGCAUCAGAUAUCUACCAAGACUUUGGCCCUGCAGACCCUCCAGCGCGAGCACGACCAAUUACUCGCUGCUUUCUCCCGCUCUCAGAUCCGAUGUACCGCCCUCGACAAGAAGUCUCAGGUGUCAGACCAUGAGAUUAUCACCCUGACCGAAGACAAAAUCCGGCUCCAGCAGCAGGUGGACACCCUUGAUGCCCAAGUGCUCGAACUGACCAAGGCGCGCGACGAAGUAACACAGCAAUCGACGGCAGAUGGGGCACAGUGGAGACAGAUCAUGGCCAUGUCAUCGCAAUUGCAAAUCAAGGGUGCCGAAGAGGCCCGACGCUUCAAAGCCGAGCGAGACGCCUGGGAUGAGGAACGGGUCGUGUUACAGGGACGCAUUAAAGAGCUGGAAUCCGUCAAAGACGGAUCGCCCGAGAGGAAAGCCGAGUCUGGUUCCACCACACCGGUGGCGAGCGACUCGAUCCUGGCUUCAGACUCGGUGGAGGUGCUUCGUCAGGAAGUUGUCAGACUGAGGAGGCAAUGUGUGGAACUGGAAUCCAAGUUACAGGAAUUGGCCGGUGAGGCUGAACAGAUUGACAACGCCAUCAAUACUAUGGAGAAUGUACGAAGGAGUUUGUCAGGUAAAAAACGAACCUCGGACGAAACCUAGGCGAGGGCCAAUGUGAUAAGUCAACUUGGGAUAGAUCUAUUCAAGACUUGACGCAGGCUGGAUAAAUUUGCUGCAACUAUACCACUGGCGAUUCUGGCAACUCGCUGGGCUUUCGCCGACCACUUCGCCACCACGGAGACAUUUCUGAAUGGGACCCCGUCUUCACCACCAAGGGGGCUUUGUCGAUAUCGGCCGUAUGCCUGCAUGCAUGUCCGUCGGCUACGUUGCAAGCGUUUUGCGACCGAACCACUUAAGGUACAUCUAUUUCUAGCCGGCGAAAGAGUGAACCUCGAGUUGGUAUAGCUUGGCACAGUACGGCAAGACCAGGUAUGACCACCGGAGCUAGAAACUCUUUGGAUGUGCCGUGGUUGCGCACAGGCUCACAAUCUCUCUCUCUCUCUCAAUCUACGGAGGCGAUCGAGACUUGUGUUGUGAGAGCGAGGUCAAGGAAGGCGAAAAUGAUGUCAAAUCACCAGACCAUGGGGGGAUUUGUUCGUGGAACACAUUGUACGGCUUGAAGAGAGUGGUACGGUGUACACGUAGUGUCUUUUUUUUUUCCUUUCUUGCUCUGUCAGAAGCCUGGCAUCAAUUUCGAAUUUAUUAGACGUGUUAAGGCUACCUCGUGUACGAGUCAGAGGCAAGCCGGCAACGGUCCGCACGGAUAUAUAACAUCAUGUUUAUUUGCAAGUUGAGUGGUUUUCUUACAGUUGUGCCCCGGCGAGUUUGUACUCGGACUGCCUAGAGCCUAGACACUCCAUGUAACUCAGCCUCGUCGGUGGGGUCGUUCACUUCUAGACAAAUGCUACUUGUACAGGCAGCCUACGGUGUAUGUAGAAAGUUGUAAUGAUUGCAUUGAAUUGGUGAGA